Maudiozyma barnettii is the source of this 2148-nucleotide messenger RNA. It is a transcript of the gene RIM4, whose product is annotated as Rim4p. Gene Ontology annotation, cellular component: precatalytic spliceosome; U12-type spliceosomal complex. The record is from RefSeq and is a predicted model, not a curated record. NCBI's taxonomy places the organism in Eukaryota, Fungi, Ascomycota, Saccharomycetes, Saccharomycetales, Saccharomycetaceae. Gene Ontology annotation, biological process: mRNA splicing, via spliceosome. The coding region runs from base 1 to 2148 and encodes 715 amino acids. Gene Ontology annotation, molecular function: mRNA binding; snRNA binding. The transcript has a single exon.
AUGGGAUCCCUUAAAUUAACAAGAUCUAUCUCACUUGAUAGCACUUCAAAUUUUAAAAUUAGCGAAGAAGACCUUUCUAUGAAACAACGUGUUGUUGAAACUUCUUACAGUGACGUGUCAUCAUUUGAAUUUAAUGAUGAUUCAGAUGAUUCAGAUAAUAAAUCUGAUUCAAAUGAAAUGGAAAAUAUAAGAGAUAACGUUAAUAAUGAAUUAAAUGAUUCCAACAAAGAAAAAUUUAAUAAAAUUGAUCAUGAAAAUUCAAUGUCGAUUUCUUCAUCAACAUCCUCUGAAAAUUUAGAUAAUCACUCUAAUAGUUCACUCCCAGAUAAUGGUCGUGGUUUACCAUCUUCUUGUAUCUUUGUUGCAAGUUUAACUGCAAGCUUAUCUGAUGAUAAAUUAUGUUUAUCCGUAAAAAAUAGAUUUAAAGAAUUCGGAGAAUUGAAUGGUGUUAAGGUACUACGUGAUCAAGAAAAUAGACCAUAUGCUUUUGUUCAAUACAAUAAUGAUCAUGAUGCAACAAGGGCUCUAGAGAAUGCUCAUGGUACCAUUUUAGACGGUAGAGUGAUUCGUUGUGAACCGGCAAGAGUUAACCGUACUUUGUUCAUUACUAAUGCUAACCCAGUCUCAUACAUCGAUAUUAAACAACUUUGUGGGUCUUUUGGUAAAUUAGAACAACUAGUUCCAAAUAAAGAUAAAAACCAGUUCUCUCAAAGAUAUUCCUAUCCUGUUACUAUCUCGAAUUCAUGGUUUAUUAGAUUUGUGUAUAGAGAUGACGCUAUUAGAGCCUUUGCUAACUUAAAAAUGGAUUCUCAUUGGACAGUUCAAUGGGCGCAAAACGUUAAUGUACCAAGAAGGUUCAAUAUGUUAUUCAAAUUUGAAGAAAAUAAUGGCCAGGAGCUGCCUGAUGGUAAUGAUAACAAUAGAUCCUUUUCAAAGAAGGAAGAAAUGCAUGACUCGUAUUCAAAUUCUGGUGAUCAUCAAAAUAACAACAUAACUAUAGACAAAAAAUCAAUAUUUGUUGGCCAGCUUCCAAAGGAAACUACAAGUGAAAACAUUAAAGAACAUUUUGCUAAGUACGGUACUAUUGUAGAUGUUAAUUUGAUUCACAAGCCAACAAAUGUAUUCACUUUUAUUCAGUUUGACACAGAAAAGGCUGCUGCUGCCGCCUUAGAAAAGGAAAACCACUCUACUUUCUUAGAGAAAACAAUUCAUGUCCAAUAUAAAGAACUUGGUGGUUAUCAUGGUAAACGUGUCUUUAGACGGAAUAGCAACUAUGCGGGAAAUAAUCAUAGAUCUAAUCAUUUUAGUGGUCCUCAAUUAAAUCUAGCGCCUCCUCCAAUUAGUAUGUAUAGAAGACACUCUAGCGACAUGAAUCCCGUUAUGAGUUACGGUAAUCCAAAUAUGGUUACAGGUAAUACCUCUCCAAAUGGCUCAUUAUCAUAUUUACAUUGCAUGCCACCAAAUUUACCUCAUAAUGGUGUCCCAAAUUUCGAUGGAAACAUGUAUCCUUAUAUGAAUGGAUCCUUACCUCAUAAUUUUAGAAGAGGUUCAAUGCCAGAUAAUUGGAUGGCAUCAAGAAGAGAAUUAUUGAAUAAGGAACAUAAUUCAAAUACCACCAGGAGUAAGAGGUCUGAAUCAAAGAAACAAGAAGCCGAUAAUACACUACGUACUACGGAUACUAUGACUGAAAUUGCCUCUGAUGUUUCUGAUUCAUUAGAUAAAGGUGAAGGUACACAUGCUGCUGUUAAUUCAACUACAACGUACAACAAUUCAUCUGCAGGUAGUAUGGUAAACGAUUACAAAAAUCGUAUAGAAAGAAUGGGAUUAACCAAAAGUAGAAAUGGGAGUAAUGACAGUAUUGAAUAUAAUGAUCCUGUAAACCCAUAUCUUUUCCAACACUAUUAUUAUCCUCCAUUACCGUACCAUAUGGGUAAUAACCAAAAUUCUCAAGGUGCUAUGCAAAGCCCACCAUACAUGAUGUACUAUCCGUUACCACCGCAAGGGAUGCCAAUAUCUGAUGGCCCACUAGUUCCAAUGAAUUUUCAAAUGAAUAUGAAGGCAAACACAUCUGGUGCUGCGUCUCCUAAUGGAUUCACUCCAUACAUUCCACCCCAACCACCAAGAGAUAAAGAAUAUUUAGACUAUUAA